This is a messenger RNA of Pyrus x bretschneideri (Chinese white pear), 812 nucleotides long. Its product is annotated as 40S ribosomal protein S15-4. The record is from RefSeq and is a predicted model, not a curated record. Gene Ontology annotation, biological process: ribosomal small subunit assembly; translation. Lineage: Eukaryota; Viridiplantae; Streptophyta; Magnoliopsida; Rosales; Rosaceae. Bases 160 to 618 code for a protein of 152 amino acids. The transcript has 4 exons. Gene Ontology annotation, molecular function: RNA binding; structural constituent of ribosome. Gene Ontology annotation, cellular component: cytosolic small ribosomal subunit; ribosome.
GGGGCGGACCCGACUCCUCCGAAGCUCCGCCAAAUAAUCCAUUAAAUCGGAGACCUUUAUAUACCCAACCAUAAAAACCCUAAUCUCCCCACUUCCUCUGCAACUCCACCAGUCGCCAACCUCUCUGCGAGUUAGGGUUUCUCUUCGGCUUCAGCAAACAUGGCGGAUGUGGAGGCUGACGUUGCGGCGGCAGGAGUACCGAAGAAGAGGACGUUCAAGAAGUUCAGCUUCAGAGGCGUCGAUUUGGAUGCGCUUCUCGACAUGUCGACUGAUGAGCUUGUUAAGCUCUUUCCUGCUAGGGCUCGCAGAAGGUUCCAGAGAGGUUUGAAGAGAAAGCCAAUGGCUUUGAUCAAGAAGCUGCGCAAGGCGAAACGGGAGGCCCCACCUGGUGAGAAGCCGGAGCCAGUUAGAACUCACCUCAGGAACAUGAUCAUUGUACCUGAAAUGAUUGGUAGCAUCAUUGGUGUGUACAAUGGCAAGACCUUCAAUCAGGUUGAGAUUAAGCCUGAGAUGAUCAGUCAUUAUCUUGCUGAGUUCUCCAUAAGUUACAAGCCUGUCAAGCACGGAAGGCCCGGUAUUGGUGCUACUCACUCUUCCAGGUUCAUUCCCCUUAAGUGAAGUUUCUACCUCCUCGAUCACUUGUUCCUUCCUUAAUCUGACGUUGAGCGGAUUUUAUUAAGUUUGGAUUUGGAUUUCCCGUCAUGGACAUCUUUUGAAUGUUUUAUCAUUUUGUAAACAAUGACAAAGUAGACCGGCUUGUAGGAUCUUAUCGGAUAAAGUUUUUCUUUCAAUCAAGUUUAUUAGUUUCUGAA